CGGACGGCCCCGGGGAUGGCGGCGGCGGCGGCGGCGGCGGCUGAGCGGGAGGUUGAGAGUGGGGCCUGGGGGGAGGCUGCUCCGGGAGCCGAGCGGCAGCCGGAGCCGGAAAGCGGAGAGGCCGAGCACGAGUCGCAGGGCUCGGCCUGGGAAGAGCUGAAGGCGGAGGGCGGGCGGCGGGCCUCCGGGGACUCGGAGAGCGGAGCCGGCGGCCGGAGGAACGACGGAUACACCUUCUACAGAGACCGGAAGGAAUGGGCUGAUGUUAAGCCAGUUCCACAGGAUGAUGGCCCCAAUCCAGUUGUUCAGAUUGCUUACUCUGAGAACUUUAAAGAUGUGUAUGAUUACUUCAGGGCUGUUCUAAAGCUUGAUGAACGGAGUGAGCGAGCACUCAAUCUGACGACCGAUGCAAUAGAACUGAAUGCUGCAAAUUACACAGUAUGGCAUUUCCGCAGAGUGGUGUUGCAGUCUUUGAACAAGGACCUCAACGAGGAAUUAAUUUACAUCUCGGACAUCAUUGAGGACCAACCCAAGAACUAUCAAGUUUGGUAUCACAGACAGAAGAUUGUGGAAUGGUUAAAAGAUGCUUCGCAGGAGCUGGGAUUUAUUUCUGGGAUACUCAAACAAGAUGCAAAAAACUACCAUGCCUGGCAGCACAGACAGUGGGUGAUUAAGGAAUUCAACCUUUGGAAUAAUGAACUAGCGUAUGUGGAUCAGCUGCUAGAACAGGAUGUGCGAAAUAACUCUGCGUGGAACCAGCGAUAUUUUGUCAUUUCAAACACCAGCGGUUUUGAUGAUGCUGCAGUACUUGAUCGUGAAGUCGAGUAUACCCUGAAGUUGAUCAAAAAGGCUCCUCAUAACGAAAGUGCAUGGAAUUAUUUGAAGGGAAUUCUACAGGAUCAGAUUCUCUCCAAGUAUCCCAACCUUUUGGAGCAGAUUUUGCAAUUGAUGGAGCAAUUUAGUUCCCCCUACUUGAUUGCUUUCCUUAUUGACAUAUAUGAAGACCUCUUGGAGAACAACUGUGAAAACAGGGAAGCGAUCCUAAACAAAGCACUGGAGCUGUGUGAGAGUCUGGCUGUAAAACGAGAUACAAUCCGACAGGAAUACUGGAGAUACUUUGCAAGAUGCCUGAAUGAUAAGUAUGGUGUUAAGCAGGAAGGCACUGAGCCUGCAGAAUGUGAAGACUCCCUUCAAGAGAGCUGAAGUAGCUGAAAGCCAUUAUUGCAGUUUGCAUCUCUAGUAUGCAGGGCAAAAAAAGUGAUCAAUAAUGAUUGUUUUUUCACAUUCCUCUUUAAUUUUCUCAACAUCUACAGAGCACCCUUGUGUAUGUAAAUGUGUAAAAACAUAACUUUUUGUACGUGUAUAUAUAUUAUUUGAAGUGCAAAGCUAGGAAUAAUUAACAACUGUCCAACUACAUUUUGUCACUUUUUUGCCUUGAAUGCACACUUACAAUUAUGUUCUCUUGUGUUCUAUUUCGUUUGUAACUAAGUCAGCUUUAUUCAGGGGGGAUAGAUAUCGAAUUUUAUUUAAAAUAUUACAUUUUUUUAGUUGCCAUUAUUGCAAUUAAAAUAUUUACAAAGCUACAUUGUCAGUGUUGUAUAGUUUAUACUUUCUGCCAAUAAAAUCUUCUGUGGAAGUGG
Messenger RNA from Carcharodon carcharias (great white shark), 1640 nucleotides. RefSeq names its product farnesyltransferase, CAAX box, alpha (gene fnta). Gene Ontology annotation, biological process: protein farnesylation; protein geranylgeranylation. NCBI's taxonomy places the organism in Eukaryota, Metazoa, Chordata, Chondrichthyes, Lamniformes, Lamnidae. The transcript has 9 exons. The coding region runs from base 16 to 1203 and encodes 395 amino acids. Gene Ontology annotation, cellular component: CAAX-protein geranylgeranyltransferase complex; cytoplasm; protein farnesyltransferase complex. Gene Ontology annotation, molecular function: protein farnesyltransferase activity; CAAX-protein geranylgeranyltransferase activity. The record is from RefSeq and is a predicted model, not a curated record.